Messenger RNA from Metarhizium brunneum ARSEF 3297, 1350 nucleotides. It is a transcript of the gene ERG8, whose product is annotated as Phosphomevalonate kinase. Gene Ontology annotation, cellular component: peroxisome. The record is from RefSeq and is a predicted model, not a curated record. Lineage: Eukaryota; Fungi; Ascomycota; Sordariomycetes; Hypocreales; Clavicipitaceae. Gene Ontology annotation, biological process: ergosterol biosynthetic process; isopentenyl diphosphate biosynthetic process, mevalonate pathway. Gene Ontology annotation, molecular function: phosphomevalonate kinase activity; ATP binding.
AUGGCAAGCAAGAAUCCCACCGUGGCCGUCUCGGCGCCCGGCAAGGUCCUCCUCGCGGGAGGCUACCUCGUGCUCGACAGGAGGCACACGGGUCUCGUGUUCGGCCUCAGCGCCCGAAUCAACGUCGUCGCGGGGGAGAUUCACACGAGCCAGGGGGUCCAGCUGAACGAGAUCAUGGUGGACAGCCCGCAGUUCCCGGACGCGCAGUGGCGAUACGGGUACCAUUUGGCGCCGGAGGGGGGAGGCAUCCAGGUCACGCAGUUGCAAGUGGGCUCUGUCAUUUGCAAGAAUCCGUUUGUGGAGACGACGCUGAGCUACGUGCUCACGUACAUCCACCGCCUCAUGAGCCGGGUUUCUUCGGACCACAGCCUCAGGCCGGCUCGGCUCAUCGUGCUAGCUGACAAUGACUACUAUUCCCAGUCUACGCCGAGGAGCGGCGAGCCGGGGCGCUUCGCCAAGUUCACGGUGCCGCUGGGCGGCGCCAACAAGACCGGGCUGGGGUCGUCCGCCGCGCUGGUCACGGCCCUCACGGCCGCGCUGCUGAGCCACUACCUCCCGUGGAGGCUGCUGGACAUCACGUCGGCGCCGGGCAAGCGCCGGCUGCACAAUCUGGCGCAGGCGGCGCACUGCGCGGCCCAGGGCAAGGUCGGAUCGGGGUUUGACGUUGCGGCCGCCGUGUACGGGUCGUGUCUGUACAGGAGAUUCUCGCCCGGUGUGCUGGGCCAGCUACCCGAGGCGGGAUCGCCUGGCUUCGCUGAGAAGCUGGUGUCGGUGGUGGACGGCGUGGCUUGGGACGUCGAGGUGCUGACCGAAGGGCUGCGCCUGCCCAAGGGCCUGGCCCUGCGCAUGUGUGACGUCGACUGUGGGAGCCAGACGGUGGGCAUGGUCAAGAGGGUGCUGGCCUGGAGAGGCAGAGACGCCGACGUGUCGUCCAGGUUGUGGGACGAGCUGCAGGCGCGAAACGAGGACCUGGCCGCCAAGUUGAGAGACGGAAACGUGGCUGACAUUCCGACCGCCGUGGGCAAGGUCAGGGAGUUGAUUCGCGAGAUGGGUAAGCUGAGCGACGUGCCCAUUGAGCCCGAGUCCCAGACGGAGUUGUUGGACGCGUUGGGUGCCCUUGAGGGUGUAUACGGUGGUGUCGUCCCCGGGGCGGGGGGCUUUGACGCUCUCGCUCUGCUGAUGAAGGAUGAUGAGGAGACUAAGAGGCGUGUGGAGGAGAGGGUUGCCGAAUGGAGUCGGGAGAAGGACUCUAAGGUUCGCUUGUUGGAUGUAAAGGGUGAGAUGGAGGGCGUGAGGUGUGAGAAUCUAGACGUUUACUCUGGAUGGAUAGAGAUCCAUGAUAAAGAUUAG